AUGUUGAGAAGAAGAUCGUUUAUGCUCACUCUGAAAACAACACUGCAAACAAUAUUUAAAAGACGACAAAGAAUCGGCACCAUCGCCAAACAAGAAUCGCAAAGAAACGUUACUGAAUAUGCCACAUCGAAUACCAUCUUACCACAACCUUCGACUCCACCGGUUGCCAUUCCUAUAACUGAUAUCAUUACUUCUUUACCCAGUUUAUUCCCAAGAUCAUUACAUGACUCAAGAAGGGAUUAUAAUACCUUCACCACCGACAUAGAUUCCUUACAGUUGAAUCUUUUGAAAACCUUGCCUUUUUUCCCCAUGGGAUCAUCGCAAAAGGUUGCAAAAUUAAUUAGGACACCCAUCGAUGACGAGGGCAAUUAUAUAAAUGAGUUUUGUAUCAUGCCGGCUGUGAAGGAUGGUGAUUACUCUUCACCAGACUUGAAGCAUUUAAUUUUCAUUCAUGGAUAUGGUGCUGGUCUUGGGUUUUUUCUUAAGAAUCUGGAAAAUAUUCCAUUACUUGAUAAUAAAUGGUGUAUUCAUGCUAUAGAUCUGCCCGGGUAUGGGUUUUCAUCAAGAUUUAAGUUCCCCUUCCAUUACCCUAACGAUUCUCAAACCAAAGUUCAAAAAUGGUUUCAUGACAGGAUAUACCGUUGGUUUCGUGAAAGAAAUCUUUUACAAAAUCCUCAAAAUAAUUUAGUCAUGGCUCAUUCAUUAGGUGCUUAUUUAAUGGCACAUUAUGCAUUCCAUUUCUCAAACCAUUUUAAAAAAAUUAUUAUGUGUUCACCUGCUGGGGUAUCACAAUUUGCAGUUGGAAAGCAAAACAAACAACCUCCUUGGUGGUAUAAUAAGUUAUGGGAUCUGAAUUAUUCACCCUUUUCCCUUGUAAGAAACUCCGGAAUUUAUGGAUCCAAAAUAACAAGUGGCUGGUCAUACAGAAGAUUCAAGCCCACAUCUUUUAACGGAUUAAAUGAAUCACAAUUUGAAGCACUUCAUAAGUAUACAUAUGGAAUCUUCAAUAAGAAUGGUUCUGGUGAAUAUUUGUUAAGUUUCAUAUUAAGUUGUGGUGGUGAUCCAAGAUUUGCCCUAGAGGAUAAUCUAUUUAAAGAGGAGAACCCCCCUGAAGACUUAUGCGAUUGGGUUUGGGUUUAUGGAGAUAGAGAUUGGAUGGAUAUAAAUGGAGCUCAUCGAAUUUCAAGGAGGUUGGUAAAGAAAGCUGGUGACACAAGUAAGAGCAAAGUUCAUGUCAUUCCGUCAGCAGGACACCAUCUAUAUUUGGAUAAUUACAAGGCCUUCAACAAUUUGAUUAUAAAGGAGAUGGAAACUAUGGGUUAA
Messenger RNA from Naumovozyma castellii, 1323 nucleotides. RefSeq names its product carboxylic ester hydrolase (gene CLD1). The transcript has a single exon. The coding region runs from base 1 to 1323 and encodes 440 amino acids. NCBI's taxonomy places the organism in Eukaryota, Fungi, Ascomycota, Saccharomycetes, Saccharomycetales, Saccharomycetaceae. The record is from RefSeq and is a predicted model, not a curated record.